Molecule: messenger RNA, 246 nt
Organism: Haemonchus placei
Lineage: Eukaryota; Metazoa; Nematoda; Chromadorea; Rhabditida; Trichostrongylidae
Source: the annotation of a GenBank genome assembly
AUGCUCGACCAAGCUGCUCUCAUGGCCUUGAGGAGUAAAAAAGAGAGUAAAACAACCACGCCAAGGGAACGAAUCACAUGUACGAUCGAUGGGCCUCGCCGCUCUGGACCGAUCCCAUCAAGGAUGAGCGGUGGUUUUCGUAACUAUCCUGAAAGAAGAAGAAGUGAUGGAGAGAAACCGUACGCAGCAGGAUCGAACAGGCAGUCGAUGAGGGAUAGACUUUCGUUUGGUGAUAGUCGUGGACGA